CCUUUCAAAUUCUUGUAUCUUUGUCAAGGAGAGACGGCCCGCCAAAAAAUUAAAGCUCAGAAAUUCGUGAUUUAGGGUUUUCAGUUCUUUUUCUUAAAAAAUUGUUUGCCUUGAUUCGAUUGCUAUUCUUUUUUUCCUUAUUGUUUGAUAGUUUGCUGAAGUCUUGCAGUUCGUUGAUCUUUUGGUUUGUUUGCUAUAUCUGAUAUGCGUUUGAUUUUUAUAAAGAAAAAAAAAAGAAAAAUUGUUGAUUUUUUGUGGUUAGGGUUAGCGUAUCUAUCUGUUGGUGUUUGCUUUUAUACGUUCUCGAGAUUGAUUUUUGAUUGAGAAGAAAUUCUGGUUCUUUAAUAAUAUGGCGGCAGGGGGAAUUGAUGUUUCGAGGAGGAGGAGUAAUAACUGUUACUCCAAUAAUCAUUUAGAUCGAUAUAAGAACGGUACUCAUCAUCUGGUGUAUAAUAAGAAUGGGCACCAUUAUUGCUCAAGUUCCCGGAGUUUUAGUUUUAAAAGAGAUGGGAUUAGCUGUAGAGAUGAAGAGAAGGAAUUGGGUGAAAUUGAAGCUGGAUAUGGCCUGGAUAGGUUGGAGGAUGGUGAGAUACCAGUGUGUGAAGAUGGGAUUAAGUUGCAUUUGGAGAGGAAAAGGAAGUUCUCACCCAUUAUUUGGGACGUAGAGGACAAUUUAUCAUUGAAAAAGAAAGCUUUGUCAAAUUUUUCUAAGCUUUCUCCACCUGGAGCUUGUGGUCACGGAUUAAACAAUGUUACAGAUGCAGUUGUUGCAAAAGAUACUGUCCCAGCUGGGUUAGAGCACACGGCAGAUAAGGCAUCUGGGACAGGAGGAUCAUUAGGUGCUUCUGGGUCCGAGUCCAAGUCCCCAGUCAUUGCGUCUCCAUCAUGUCAAGAGAAGAAUGGGAAUGAUGACCAAGAAAAAGGCCAAAGGGAGGAGGAGGAAGGGUUUCCUGAAGCACGGAAUAUAUCCAUGUCUCGAUGGGCAUCUGACAGUGACUCCCCAAGGGAUGCAAGUUUCUCUGAUGAUGAAGGCUCACCUGGAGAAACUGUAUACAGAAAGGAUUCAAGUACUAGGAUCUUGGGCGGUAAUAGAUUGACACCCACUGGAUCCAUUGGAAGAGAUUGCAGUGCAGGGUCUUCUCGUGGAGAUGAAGAUUUUGGAAACCAAUCAGAAAAUGGUGAUCUCAUGGAUGUUGAUCAGACUCGUGAUGUAAUCCACGAUGUGAACCAGAUGGAUGAUAGUUGCUGUCAGGCUGAAGAGCCCAUUGCUGCUACCCAAAGAAGUGUGGAUAUGCUCGAGGGCUGUAGAAGUGUGUACGAGUUUGAGAGACUUCAUGAAAUUAAUGAAGGCACAUAUGGUAAAGUAUAUAAAGCAUUGGAUAAGAAGACCGGGAAACCUGUGGCAUUGAAGAAAGUGAAGAUGGAUGUUGGAAGAGAUAGGAACUUAGAAGAAUAUGGUUUCCCUAUAACCUCUUUGAGGGAAAUUAACAUUCUUUUGUCUUUUCAUCAUCCCUCAAUUGUGAAUGUUAGAGAAGUUGUUGUGGGUGGGCUUGAUAGUGUUUUUAUGGUGAUGGAGUACAUGGAACAUGAUCUCAAGGGGUUUAUGCAGGUGAGGAAGCAGCCCUUUAGUACAAGUGAAGUGAAAUGCUUGAUGCUACAGUUGUUGGAAGGCGUCAAGUAUCUUCAUGACAACUGGGUGCUUCAUAGAGAUUUGAAGACAUCGAACCUUCUUUUGAACAAUGAAGGGGACUUGAAAAUAUGCGACUUUGGAAUGUCACGCCAAUAUGGAAGCCCGUUGAAGUCUUAUACAUCUCUUGUGGUUACUUUGUGGUACAGGGCACCUGAGCUUCUAUUGGGAGCAAAGCAAUAUUCUACAGCAAUUGACAUGUGGUCAGUGGGUUGUAUAAUGGCUGAGCUGUUAUCCAAGGAACCCCUAUUUAAAGGGAAAAGUGAAAUUGAUCAGCUUGCCAAGAUUUUUGGAGUUCUUGGUACACCAAGCGAGAAGAUUUGGCCUGGAUUUUCCAAUUUGCCUGGGGCUAAAGCAAAUUUUGUUAAGCAGCCGUAUAAUUUGCUACGGAAGAAGUUUCCUGCAACAUUUUUUACAGGAUCCCCUGUUCUUUCAGAUUUGGGAUUGGACUUGUUAAACAAACUUCUAACAUAUGACCCAGAAAAGAGAUUAACAGCUGAAGACGCCUUGAAUCAUGCUUGGUUUCGAGAGGUUCCUCUGCCUACAUCUAAAGAAUUCAUGCCUACUCUUCCCCCUCAGUAUGCGAAAAACAGGAUUAGCUUUCAAGAGAGGGAUCCUUUCAUAUAGAUCCUAUGGGAGAUAAAUCUUUCUUUAUAAUGAUGCUGUAGCCUCCUUGAACAGUAAGGUCAUAGUUGUUGACCUUUUCCUCUCUUGAUUUUAUUCUUCCAGUUCUCCCUGUUUAGGUUUGAAUCAAAUUGGUGUAAAUAAAUUCUAAUUGCUUUUAAUUUGGAAGGAUCUUUCUUCUGUUUAAUUCUCAAGCUGCUGUUUCACUAUUUUUUUUUUCCUUGAAUAUGUUUUUUCUUUGCAAGAGGUAACUAAUGUGAGACAAGGGAUCGACACUGCAAAUGCAUGCUAGUCCAAAGUUUGGGAAGCAUUGCACUGUAAGGUACAUGACAUCUGUGUCGCGCUAACCAAUUUUCUGCUUUGCUUUUGAGUGCUUUGUUUAAGCAUAUUGGUGUUUCUUGAGAAUUUGACGAUACUGCUUAAGGGGAAAGUAUCAAUACUGAAUUCAUUCUGAAUCCCAAUGUUCUUGGUCCCUCGUGAAUGCAAUCUAGCCUUCAAGGGUGAACGAGAACUUGGAAACCAUUUUCUGUUGAUGUGUUUUUUUAUUAUUUAUUUAUUUACUUUUUUGUGUGAAAAGAAGGGGGAAAUGCUGUAAUGUUGGGCAGCUGGUUUGCUUGGUUCAUCUGCUGUUAUCGAUCCAACUGAAUCUGUGAGUUCAUUACUGGAAAUUAUGUGAUUGGACUGUUUGAAACAAAAUUUUAAUGAGUUUGCUGCAGAUGCAUUCAUUCACACGUGCUUUUAGUUUCGUUUCUAUGCCUGAACAGUGUUACUAUUACCCAAUGUUGAUUUCUUAUCAUCCUGUUGUCCUCCCACCCCCAAAACAACCAGUUGAGGGGUGUGUUUCUGCUCUUUAUUGUUUGUUGGGGUGUGUUUCUGCUCUUUAUUGUUUGUUGGAAGUGUACUUGUGAGUUGAGAAUUAUAAGGUUCUUUUGAUUAUUGUUUGUUGGAAGUGUACUUGUGAGUUGAGAAUUAUAAGGUUCAUUUGAUUAAGUUACCCAGCAUUGCUGCUACAUUGCAGAAUUUGCAAGUGAUCGGUUAGCAUUUAGCUGGUAUUUGGUUUCUUAGUAAGUUCUGUUGUUGACUUGUUUUUCUCAUUUCCUUAUUUGGUUUUAUGUUGUAGUUAUCCCGCAGACUUGUCCAUUUAUAAUUGUUCUUUCAGCUGUCUGUGUAUGCUUAUUUCCAGUGUGGUAGACCUCUCUCACUUUCUCUGAUUCAUCAAGGACUUUAAAUAGAAGUGAUCAUUCUUUCAAUAUCCACUAAGCCAGACCAAGUUGGUACAGCUCGGGUUGCAAACUUAUCUCAAUUCCUUGGGGUGCCUGUUUGCAGCACUGCACUGUAGGAGAGAGAUUAUGCUGGGACAGUUUGUCUUGUGAAGACUGAUAAAUUGAUUGAUUAUAUUUCAAGUUGUAUUAUAAUGUAACCAAGUAACGUUAAAAGUUGCUUUGAUAUCCCUCUCACAUGGGUAAGUAUCGUACUCCAGUUGAAUUCAUCCCUCUAGAUGCUGCUGGCAAUGUUAUUUUUUCAUGUUUACAUUCGACAUAAGUUCAGAUUGGCAGUUUACAUU
Molecule: messenger RNA, 3875 nt
Organism: Ricinus communis (castor bean)
Lineage: Eukaryota; Viridiplantae; Streptophyta; Magnoliopsida; Malpighiales; Euphorbiaceae
Product: cyclin-dependent kinase 11B
Exons: 6
Coding region: 350-2314 (654 amino acids)
Biological process (GO): regulation of mitotic cell cycle; protein phosphorylation
Cellular component (GO): nucleus
Molecular function (GO): cyclin-dependent protein serine/threonine kinase activity; ATP binding
Source: RefSeq, a predicted model, not a curated record